Messenger RNA from Hipposideros armiger (great roundleaf bat), 3299 nucleotides. It is a transcript of the gene RBFOX1, whose product is annotated as RNA binding fox-1 homolog 1. Lineage: Eukaryota; Metazoa; Chordata; Mammalia; Chiroptera; Hipposideridae. The transcript has 14 exons. The record is from RefSeq and is a predicted model, not a curated record. Gene Ontology annotation, cellular component: cytoplasm; nucleus. Gene Ontology annotation, biological process: regulation of alternative mRNA splicing, via spliceosome; nervous system development. Gene Ontology annotation, molecular function: mRNA binding. Bases 253 to 1440 code for a protein of 395 amino acids.
GCACCUUCCAUUCUGGUAGCUUCAACUCUGCAGCUGCUGUGUCUCUUCGAGGUCUGGGAAGAAAACUUUCACAUUAAGAGUUGCUGAUUCGGAUUUUCUCUCUUUCCCUUCUCUGCGGUGAUGAGUGCCUGGCUCCCGACAGAAGCGACCUGGCUCUCAGCUUUGUAGUCGGGAAGAAGUUGGGUUUAUAGAUUUUUCCCCUGACCCUCCUUUGACGCGUUGAGCUGCCGAGGGAAUACCUUCGCGUAAAGCAUGUUGCCAUCUCAAGGAGUCCUCCUGCAUCCUUAUGGAGUGCCCAUGAUUGUGCCAGCAGGCCCCUACUUCCCCGGACUGAUCCAGGGUAAUCAGGAAGCAGCAGCUGCCCCUGACACAAUGGCUCAGCCUUAUGCUUCGGCCCAGUUCGCCCCUCCUCAGAACGGCAUCCCCGCGGAAUACACGGCCCCUCAUCCCCACCCCGCGCCAGAGUACACGGGCCAGACCGCCGUCCCCGAGCACACGUUAAACCUGUACCCUCCUGCCCAGUCGCACUCGGAGCAGAGCGCCGCGGACACCAGCGCGCAGACCGUCUCGGGCACCGCCACACAGACAGAUGACGCAGCGCCGACGGAUGGCCAGCCCCAGACACAACCUUCUGAAAACACAGAAAACAAGUCCCAGCCCAAGCGGCUGCAUGUCUCCAACAUCCCCUUCCGGUUCCGGGACCCGGACCUCCGACAAAUGUUUGGCCAAUUUGGUAAAAUCUUAGAUGUUGAAAUUAUUUUUAAUGAGCGAGGCUCAAAGGGAUUUGGUUUCGUAACUUUCGAAAAUAGUGCCGAUGCGGACAGGGCGAGGGAGAAAUUACACGGCACCGUGGUAGAGGGCCGUAAAAUCGAGGUAAACAAUGCCACAGCACGUGUAAUGACAAAUAAAAAGACUGUCAACCCUUAUACCAAUGGCUGGAAGUUGAAUCCAGUCGUAGGUGCAGUCUACAGUCCCGAAUUCUAUGCAGGCACGGUGCUGUUGUGCCAGGCAAACCAGGAGGGAUCUUCCAUGUACAGUGCCCCCAGUUCACUUGUAUAUACUUCCGCAAUGCCCGGCUUCCCGUAUCCAGCCGCCACCGCCGCGGCCGCCUACCGAGGGGCGCACCUGCGAGGCCGCGGCCGUACUGUGUACAACACCUUCCGGGCCGCGGCGCCCCCACCCCCGAUCCCGGCCUAUGGCGGAGUAGUCUAUCAAGAGCCUGUGUAUGGCAAUAAAUUGCUACAGGGUGGUUACGCUGCAUACCGCUACGCCCAGCCUACCCCUGCCACUGCCGCUGCCUACAGUGACAGAAAUCAGUUCGUCUUCGUUGCAGCAGAUGAAAUUUCUUGUAACACCUCUGCAGUUACGGACGAGUUUAUGCUGCCGACCCCUACCACCACACACUUGCUCCAGCCCCCACCUACGGCGUUGGUGCCAUGAAUGCUUUUGCACCCUUGACUGAUGCCAAGACUAGGAGCCAUGCUGAUGAUGUGGGUCUCGUUCUUUCUUCAUUGCAGGCUAGUAUAUACCGAGGGGGAUACAACCGUUUUGCUCCAUACUAACUGACAAAACCAUAAAAACCUUCCAAUGUGGGGAGAAAGGAAGCUUUCCGAGGCCUGGGUAUUGCAAUACAUGCAGUAGCGCAUCAUUUUAGCAACUCUAAAAACUAAAAAAGAGGAAAAAAAAAUUUACAUUUUUUAUCUUAUACCUCAGAUAUUUUGUUCUGUGUAUUUUAAUAUUGUGGGUCUUUCAUUUCUGAAGGUUCCGUAAUUUGGUUGCUGGCUGUAGGCGUUUUUUUGUGAUCUAGAGAGAUGCUAGCUAUGAAUACAAACUGGUUUAGGGCCAUAUCCAGAGUGCUUUAUCAUGUAAAUGAAUUCUAUAUGCUGAAUAUUAAGCUACUGGGGUUAUCAGCUAUUCUGGAAGAGUGUCAGUGACUACAGUAGUCAUUCUUUUUUUCUGCAUCUGCAUUGUUUUAUUUUAUGAACGGGGAUGGGUGGGAGGGACAUAGGGGAUUGGGAGUGGGGUUUGGCUGAAAGAGAAAAACAAAUAGUAACUAAUGAAUCUAAACGACCCACUGCACCAACAAUCAUCUAUCAACGGUUCUGAGUUACUCAUUGUCAGUUCAAGCCAAAGGUUAUGUUAAGGGGGUGCUUGUAGUAGCACGUGUGCAUCCAAGUUGAAUUAAGCUGUGCAAACCCACCCUUUAAACCAUUCCACCUGGCAGUACUCAGCUUCUUAACCAGCCGCUAGUUAUUUAGGCAAAAAAACUGCUAGUUAGGCCGUCAACAAGCAUUCUUUUUAUAUUUCUUCCAGUAUAAUAAAUUAUUGAUAUCAUUGCUGACUUUUAUAUUAUGGGAGGGAAAAAAAAUAACAUUAAUAAAAAGGUGAUAAAAAGCACUGUUUCUAUUUUUUUCUUUUUUUCCAAAAAAAGAAAGUAAUAAAAACUUAAAUUCUUUGUACCAGUUAAAAAAAAAUGUAUAAAAUUUACAUCUGUGCAGUGGAGUUGUUAAGUUCUAGAAACAGUCUAUGAAGCUUUAGUUUUAGCCUAGUAGAACAACUGUUAGAGACAGACGUAUAAUUUUUAUGGAAUUACAUGAUAAUCAUAUUCGGAUUUAUAGAAGCAUUUUACAAGUAUUGCAAUCAUUGAGUAGAGAUAAUCAUGGUAUUUUCAUCAGCUUGGUACUUUUUGAAACAUGACUGUGUAAUGUGAACGACCUGCAAUUUUUCAGUCCGUGACAGCCUGCCCUCCCAUUCUUCCUGGUCCCCAGGGAUUGUGUCAACCCCAGUAUCUUUAGUUCUGUCUCCACGGCCCAGGACACUUGUCAGAAGGAAGCAAAAACGUAGGUCCACCUUCUUCAUCCCCGAAGAACAAAGUCCCCCCACCUCUGACGCAGGGCCAGAGCGACACAGCCGAAAAAUUGCAGCUUGUCUGUACUACUUCUGUUUGACCUUCCAUGCUGUCCUGUUUACAAGUUAACCUAAGUUGGGGUAUCUGUCACGGGUCUUCCUGUUUUUGUAUUUAAAUUAAACACACCGCAGCAAGCUGUCCCCAGUAGUUUUGCUGCCAUAGGUAAACCUUCAUGUGUUCAGUGCCGGCCCUCUGGCAAGCACUCCAGCAAGGCAUCCAUUCACCGCUGUGAACCUGCCAAUCCGCUGUAACAACUCUGCUUUCAAACAAAACCAAACAAAACGUUAAAAAAAAAAAAGUGUUUGUGAUCCAGCAUUCUUGUCAUCCUAUGUGCAUGCAGUAAGAUCGGUUGGAUAUUAAACCAUCAAUAAAGUUUCACAAGAUUUGCAAA